This is a messenger RNA of Linum tenue, 3861 nucleotides long. The record is from the annotation of a GenBank genome assembly. Lineage: Eukaryota; Viridiplantae; Streptophyta; Magnoliopsida; Malpighiales; Linaceae.
GAGGUGGCCUCCGCCUGCGUUUUCCUUCUUCCGGUCAAUAAAGAGUUGUAAAAAAAUAAGAGAGAUUCCAAGGAAAAAACGCAGCAACAACGAAGCACUACACCGAGGGAAGGAGAGAGAUAGAGAGGAGUCGGCGGUUGAAGGUUUCAUCCCGCAGCCGAAACCCUAAUUGAGCCUUCUCUCUUCUUCUUCUACUUCUGUUUCGGUUCUGUAGCAGCCACCACAAGUGCCUGGGAUUCUAUGUGAUGGUGCUGUGUUUCCCGUCUUUCUCGAUUUGGGUGGUGUUUCGUGGUUGAUUUCGAUUCUUCCCUCGGUCGCGUUGUCGGAUUGCUUCGGUUGAUUUUGAGUGGAUCAGUUGCUGUUUCGGGAGUGGUGUUGUUGUUGCUCGCCAGUCAUCAUCGAUGGUUUAGCUAUUGGAUUGGUUGCUGCUGGGGAUUCUUUUGCGCGUGGCAGUUCUAGGGGAGGAGGUUGUGGAAGAUGGAUUUGGUGAAUAGCUGCAAGGAAAAGUUGGCUUAUUUUCGAAUAAAGGAGCUGAAGGAUGUCCUGACUCAGUUAGGGCUAUCAAAGCAGGGGAAAAAGCAGGACCUAGUUGAUCGCAUAUUGAAUGUCCUGCACGAUGCACAAGGUUCCAAGGCGUGGCCAAAGAGGGGCGUUCUUGGAAGGGACGAAGCAGCAAAACUUGUUGAUGACAUUUACAGGAAAAUGCAGGUUUCGGGUACUGAUUUAGCAUCAAAGGCGCAAUGUGUUUUGGAUAGCAGCAAUUCGAAUCCGAAAGUUGUUAAAGGAGAACCCGAGGACUCUUUUCACCGUGAUACCAAAGUUCGGUGUCCCUGUGGCAGCUCAUUGGAAACAGAAUCGAUGAUUAAGUGUGAGGAUCCCAGAUGCCAGGUGUGGCAGCAUAUUGGUUGUGUUAUAGUUGCUGAGAAGCCUAUGGAGGGAAGUCCCCAAGUUCCCGAAGUAUUUUACUGUGAGAUUUGUCGACUGAGCCGAGCUGACCCCUUUUGGAUUGCAAUGGCUCAUCCACUAUCUUCUGUGAAGCUGGCCAUAACAAAUAUCCCAACUGAUGGCACAAAUCCAGUGCAGAAUAUAGAGAAGUCAUUUCACCUGACGAGGGCAGAUAAGGACCUAUUGACUAAGCCAGAAAUUGAUGUGCAGGCGUGGUGCAUGCUUUUGAAUGACAAAGUCCCAUUUAGGAUGCAGUGGCCUCAACAUGCUGAUUUACAAGUCAAUGGUGUACCUGUUCGUGCGAUUAAUAGACCUGGCUCGCAACUGCUCGGGGCAAAUGGCCGUGAUGAUGGUCCAAUUAUCACUCCAUGUACGAAGGAUGGGAUCAAUAAAAUAUCCUUAUCUGGAUUUGAUGCCCGGAUUUUCUGCUUGGGGGUAAGGAUAGUGAAGCGGCGUACACUUCAACAGAUACUUGGGUUGAUACCUAAAGAGUCUGAUGGUGAACAAUUUGAAGACGCACUUUCUCGUGUUUGCCGUUGUGUUGGUGGUGGAGCUCCAACUGAUGGUGCUGACAGUGACAGCGAUCUAGAAGUUGUUGCAGACUCCAUUACUGUCAAUCUUCGUUGUCCUAUGAGUGGUUCAAGAAUGAAAGUUGCUGGAAGAUUUAAACCGUGUGUUCACAUGGGCUGUUUUGACCUUGAUGUUUUUGUUGAGCUCAAUCAGCGUUCUAGGAAGGCAAGUAACUGUUGUUCAUCCCCUUAUUUUUUCUUUAAGUGGCAAUGCCCCAUUUGUCUGAAGAACUACUCAUUGGAUAGUGUAAUCGUCGAUCCUUUUUUCAACCGCAUCACUACUAAGAUGAGGCACUGUGGCGAGGAUGUAACAGAGAUUGAGGUAAAGCCUAAUGGGGCAUGGCGUGUGAAAACCAAAACCGAAGCUGAGCAGAGAGAUUUGGGAGAACUGGCACAGUGGCACAAUCCUGAUGGUACUCCAUGCAGCAUACCAAAUGGGGAGGUUCAGUCAAAGGUGGUGGAAACAGGGAAGCAAGUCAAGCAGGAAGGUAAUUCUGAAGGUCAUGGUACUAUUAAUGGUUUGAAACUUGGUCUUAGGAAGAACCGUGAUGGGCUUUGGGUAGUCAGCAAACAUGAGGGUAUGAAUGGCUCUUCUUCAGGGAACAACAGAUUGCAGCCGGAUAACUUUCAGCAGAAAGUUAUUCCCAUGACUAGCAGCGGUACUGGCAGUGGUGAGGAUCCAAGUGUGAAUCAGGAUGGGAAUUUGGAUUUUAAUAAUAAUAGUGGAGGAAUGGAACUCGAUUCAUUAGCUCUCAAUAUAGAUCCUACGUAUGGGUUUGGUGCACAGCAUAUUUCUGCUCCAGUGGCAGGGGAUGCUGCAGAGAUAAUUGUUCUUAGUGAUACAGAUGACGAAGAAAAUGAUAUACUGGUGUCUUCUGGCGCUGGCUUCAACAACAACCAGAAUGAUGUUGGUGCGGCUGGUUUCUCAGAGGGGACCCGAUCUGGGAUUCCAGAACCACCUUAUCAUCCCGAGGAUCCUAAUCUUGGCGCUGCUGCUGGAACGUCCUGCUUGGGUCUUUUCAAUGACGAGAAUGAUGAUGAUUAUGGAGGAUUGCCCCUCUGGCCACCACCCCAGGGUGGCCCAGGGUUCCAGUUAUUUAGUUCAGAUGUCUCAGAUCCCUUGGUUGAUUUGCAUCAUGGUCCCACAUCAAUCAAUGGAUACAGUUUGGUUCCUGAUACUGGCGUGGGACAUGUCAAUUUGGUCCCACCAGAUACUUCAGUGGGUAGAUCUGACGGGAAUGGUGGGUUGGUUGAUAAUCCAUUGGCUUUCGAGGAAGAUCCUUCUCUACAACUGUUUCUUCCAACCAGGCCAUUAGAUUCGUCAAUGCAUUCCAAUAUGAGAGAUCAUCAUCAGGUCGAUGCAUCGUCUAAUAAUGGUGGGCUUCGAUCUGAGGAUUGGAUCUCUCUUAGGCUGGGAGGUGGUGCUGCCACUGCUGCUGGCGGUGGUCAUGGUGAAUCUGUACCACUUGCAAAUGGCAGCUUAACUUCAAGACAUGCGAUGCCUACUAAUAGAGAUGGUGCUAUGGGUUCUUUGGCCGACACUGCCUCAUUACUUCUUGGGAUGAAUGACGGUGGCUCAUCUGAAAAGGCAAGUCGCCCGAGAACUGAAAGCCCUUUCUCGUUCCCUAGACAAAAGCGCUCUGUGAGACAGCGUUUGUAUCUUUCCAUUGAUACGGACUCUGAAUAGACAACCUGCGGGCAAUUGAUACCAUUAUUUUAUCAAUUUUUGGGGGACAGAAGCCGUACUCUGAAUUCUGGAGUGUUUCAAGUUUGGCGGCUGUGAAGUCUCCUUCCAUCCAUCACUCAGAACCAAGAAAACCCUCCCUGAUGAAAUGUGAAGAAGUCUCAGAUGUCUUGAGAUAAUUGGCUUUCAAGCAAAUUAUAAAAAGGGAAAAAGUCUACAGGAGUGUUAUUGAGAAUCGAGUAGACAUCUGAAUUUUGUGCAGGAGCAGAAGUCACCUCACCCGGGGACUGGGGUUUUCGGAUGCAGUAGUUCUUAUGAGCGACUCUUUUUUGACUGGCAACAGGACCUGGUCCAUUUCGGCUAGUGUUUUAUCGUCUCUUUGGUGUUAGUAUAGCCCGAGUAGCUGGGGAAAAUGUACAGUAGGGGGAGGAUACUUAGGUAGCAAGGUCCAAGAAAGGAAGCAGCUGAUUGAAUUGUGUGGUAAGUCCUGUAAGGUUGUUUUGAACCUUUGGGAUGGUUAAAUGGGAAAUGCCAAGGCGCGACACGGCGACAGACACAGCAACCAACCUUUUCGGUGAUGUUUCGUUCUUGUGUCCAUCUAACGACCCAGAAAUUGAGCUGAAGCUAAGUUAGCGUGUAAAUGUUAUUCCUGCUACAUUCGGU